UUUGGAAAGAUGUGAUGCCGAUGCUCCCAGAAGGUAAACAUUGUCAAGACUGAGGCGUCGUGUGUCUCUCUCUCCUUCACUCUAUAUUUCACCUCAUUAUGGACAACUCCUCGUGGACAGCUCCCCCAGGGGCGGCUCAGCCGAUGGGGAUCCAGUCUACAGCAGGAGCCGUCCCCAUUAUGAAUGAUAAAGGUGAAGUGUCUAUGAAGAAAGUCAAAGUACAACGCUAUGUGAGUGGCAAGAGACCAGACUACGCUCCGGCUUCAUCAGAUGAAGAAGAGGAAGAAGAUGAAGAUUUCACCAGACCACGAGGAGCUGCUCCUCCAUCUCCACCCCAACACAAGUCUCUUACUGAGGCAGAGAUGGCAGACCCCAGGUUGCGGCGGCUUUUGGCAAACCAGCAGCAGCAUGAACAACAACAACAACAACUACAACAACAACAACAGCAACAACAACAACAACAACAACAACAACAACAGCUACAAGAAGAGAGUGAUGAAGAAAUGGAAACAGAUGCACCUCAUGAUAGAGUUAUACAUCAGGCAGAAGUUGUAGAAGUAAGUGAGGAAGAAAAGGAAGAAAAAGAAGAGGAAGAGGAGGAAGAAGAGGAUGAACAGAAAGAGCCUACAAUGAGACCAGAAAUGAGAACAAGCCAUCGUUUGGCAGAGUCUGACAGUGAGUCAGAAGGUGAGGUGGAUGAAGAAGAACUGGCUCUGCGACGUCUCAAUCUCCGUCAACUAGCACUGCAAAAGAUUCAGCAAGAGGAAGAGUUACUAGGUAAAGAAGAUGAAGGAAGUGAAGAAUCAUCCGAGGAAGAGAGUUCAGAAUAUUCCGAGGAGACUGACUCCGAAGAAGAGGGGCCAAGAUUAAAACCCGUAUUUGUACGAAAAAAAGAACGAGUCACAAUACACCAGAAAGAGCAACAGCAAGUAAAGUUAAAGCAGCAAGAAGUAGAAAAUAGAAAACGGAUAGAAGAACGUCGCCGUGAGACCCUUCGUAUGAUAGAACAGGAACAUCGGCAGGCAGCUAACCUGCGUAAUGCUGUAGACAGCAAUGAUCCCAUGAAUGCCAUCAAUACAGAUGAUGAAGCAGAUGAUGCGGAAUAUGAAGCCUGGAAAGUAAGAGAAUUACGAAGACUAAAGCGAGACAAGGAGGAACGUGAUGCAGCUGAGAAGGAGCACGAAGAAGUUGAAAAAUUGAGAACUAUGGGAGAAGAAGAAAGAAGAAUUGAGCUUCGAAAUAAUCCAAAGGUCAUCACCAAUAAGGCCCAGAAAGGCAAGUAUAAAUUCUUGCAGAAGUACUACCACAGAGGUGCUUUCUUCUUGGAUCAAGAAGAGGAAGUGUUCAAGAGGGAUUUCUCCGGUGCAACGCUGGAAGAUCACUUUGACAAGACUAUUUUGCCCAAGGUGAUGCAAGUGAAGAACUUUGGACGCUCAGGACGCACUAAGUACACUCACCUGGUGGACCAAGAUACAACCUCCUUUGACUCCCCAUGGGCUUCAGAUUCUCAGAUGAACCAUAAGUUCUUCAAUGCCAACGCUGGCGGCAUGAAGCAGGUAUAUGAUCGACCGUCACUGAAGAAGAGAAUGGCUGCCACUCCAGCAACAAACAAUGCAAAUCCCCGAAAGUAGAUGCGUUUUAGCAUGACUGAAAUAAAAUGUUUUAUUAUUAUUAUUAUUAUUAUUAUUAUUAUUAUUAUUAUUAUUAUUAUUUCUUAAAUGGGAAAGUGCUAUAUCCAUGGGUGCAGUACAGCACUUGGAGAAGAUGAUGUGAUGUAACCAGGUUUGAUAAAAGGAAAAGGAGGGUAGUUCCAAUUCCUUUGAUCAAGAGCCCUUCAUUGACAUCAUGGCACCCCCUUCCUUGAAAGGAAAAUAAAUUGUAAAUAUUAUAUUGCAACCAAAAUUUUUUGGGUAGGGAAUUAUAUAAAUACAAAAAUUGAGACAAAAAUUCAGUUAUUAUAAGAAAAAAUUUGUCUUCAUCUUUAGAAUUUUGUUUGUUAACUGUAAUUUAUUUAAAAAGUUUUGUUCUAUAUUAUGGUUUUUAAAUGGUACCAAACAAUGUGUUUUGUUAAGGACAUUUUAUUCACUGUGUACAGAGUACUAUAAAAAUAUGAAUACAUGAUCAUGAAAGAUAUUUGAGU
Molecule: messenger RNA, 2140 nt
Organism: Cherax quadricarinatus
Lineage: Eukaryota; Metazoa; Arthropoda; Malacostraca; Decapoda; Parastacidae
Gene: Mfap1
Product: Microfibril-associated protein 1
Biological process (GO): mRNA splicing, via spliceosome
Cellular component (GO): U2-type spliceosomal complex
Molecular function (GO): RNA binding
Source: RefSeq, a predicted model, not a curated record